CUUCUACUACCUAGGAGGAUUGUUAGAGAUAUAGUUAAGAUUCAAGUGUACUGCAUCCUAGUCAAAUUGUACUAAGAAUCAUAAUCCUUACUAUAUACAUAGUUGAAAUUAUAUUACUAUAACCUUAGGCUUACUCCAAGAAAAAGGUGAGAAUUAGGGUUUGUGUCAAAUAAUUUACCAUGACUAGAGUUUGGCUUAUGGUGUUAGUAGUUUUUUGCCAUGAGAUUUUCUCAAAUGGGGUGGUUACAAAUAUCUCUACAAGGCCUAGUGUUGUCGACAUUGGGGCUAUUCUCGCUUACAAGUCUACUAUUGGAAAGGUUGCAAAAGUAGCAAUAGAAGCUGCAAUUGAAGAUGUGAAUUCUGAUCCAACUGUUCUUGCUGGAACUAAGAUCCAACUUACAAUGCAAGACUCCAAUUACGACGGAUUUUUGGGCAUUGUUGAGACUUUGCAGUUCAUGGAGAAAGACAAGGUGGCCAUAAUUGGCCCCUUAAAUUCAGUAACAGCUCAUGUAAUUUCUCAAAUUUCAAAUGAGCUCCAAGUUCCUCUAUUGUCAUAUUCAGCAACGGACCCAACGUUGUCUUCACUUCAGUUCCCAUUCUUUGUUAGAACUUCCCAAAGUGAUCUUUUUCAGAUGGCUGCAGUAGCAGAAAUUGUAGACUACUAUGGAUGGAAGGAGGUGAUUGCACUCUAUGUUGACGAUGAUUAUGGCAGAAAUGGGAUUGUUGCAUUAGGGGAUAAGCUUGCUGAGAAACGAUGUAAGAUCUCAUACAAAGCACCCAUGCCCUUUGAAGCGACCCGGGAUGACAUCACUGAUGUGUUGAUUAAGGUUUCUCUAACAGAGUCUCGGAUAAUUAUUGUUCACACUUACGAUGGUCAGGGUUCGAUGGUGCUUAAUUUAGCAAAGUAUUUUGGAAUGAUGGAAUCUGGGUUUGUGUGGAUAGCUACUAAUUGGCUCUCUACCAUAUUGGAUACUUAUUCUCCCCUAGCUUCAGAUGUAAUGGAUGAUUUUCAAGGAGUUAUUACAUUGCGUAUGUAUGCACCAAAUUCAAAACUCAAAAGAAAAUUUGUUUCCAAAUGGAACAACUUGACCAAGGGAAAAAGUGCUAAUGCCUCUUUUGGGCUAAAUACUUAUGGUCUAUAUGCCUAUGACACAGUUUGGCUGCUUGCUCAUGCAAUUGAUGCAUUUUUCAAUCAGGGAGGAGUUAUCUCAUUCUCAAAUGAUUCGAGGUUAACUGAGUUGCAUGGAGGGAGUUUGAGACUUGAUUCUUUAAACAUCUUUAAUGGAGGGAAUUUGUUGCUUAAGAGCAUUUUACAGGUCAAUAUGAGUGGUGUAACAGGACCAAUUGAGUUUACUCCCGAUAAGGACUUCAUUAAUCCUGCAUUUGAAAUCAUCAAUGUCAUUGGCACAGGGUUUAUAAGGGUUGGUUAUUGGACUAACUAUUCUGGCUUAUCAGUUUUAUCUCCAGAAGUGCUUUACACAAAGCCUCCUAAUCGUUCCAGUGCAAAUCAAAGACUAAAUAGUGUAAUUUGGCCAGGACAAACUACACAACUUCCUCGAGGGUGGGCUUUUCCAAAAAAUGGAAGGAAAUUGAGAAUUGGAGUCCCAACAAGAGUUAGUUUUCGUGAAUUUGUGUCACAAGUAGAAGGCACUGACAUUUUCAAAGGAUACUGCAUUGAUGUAUUUACUACUGCAUUGAGUUUAUUGCCAUACGCUGUCCCAUAUAAAUUAGUUCCAUUUGGGGAUGGUCGUAAUAACUCAAGUCGCACUGAGCUUGUGCGUUUGAUCACGACGGGUGCCUUUGAUGCAGCAAUAGGUGACAUCUCAAUCACUACUGAUCGAACAAGAAUGGUGGAUUUUACACAACCAUAUGUUGAGUCAGGGCUAGUAGUAGUGGCCUCAGUUAAGGAGUUGAAUUCCAAUGCUUGGGCAUUUUUUAGGCCAUUCACUCCAAUGAUGUGGCUUGUCACAACUAUCUCUUUCCUCGUUGUGGGAGCAGUUGUUUGGUUUUUGGAGCGUAGAAAUAAUGAAGAAUUCCAGGGUACCCCAAAAAAACAAUUUUCCACUGUUCUAUGGUUUAGCUUUUCAACAAUGUUUUAUGCCCAGAUGGUAAAAACAGAAAGAAACCCUAGUCGUAUUGUGCUACUUAUAUGGUUAUUUGUUGUUCUUAUAAUAAACGCAAGCUACACUGCAAGUUUGGCCUCAAUACUUACACUGCAACAACUUUCUUCUCCCAUUAAAGGCAUUAAAACUCUGAUUAACAGCAACGAUCCCAUUGGCUACCAGCAAGGUUCAUAUGCCCGAAGCUAUUUAGUUGAGGAACUUGGUAUUCAUGAGUCCAGACUUGUUCCUCUUAACUCUGCUGAAGAUUAUGCCAAAGCCUUAAAAGACGGUCCACAAAGGGGUGGUGUUGUUGCUGUUGUUGAUGACCGUGCAUAUGUAGAACUCUUCCUCUCAACUCGUUGUGAAUUCAGUAUUGAAGGUCAAGAGUUCAUCAAAGCUGGUUGGGGAUUUGCCUUUCCACGGGACUCACCUUUAGCAAUUGACAUGUCAACUGCCAUUUUAAAACUGUCAGAGAAUGGUGACCUCCAGAGAAUUCAUGACAAAUGGCUUAUGAGAAGUGCUUGCACUGCACAUGGCACAACUACUCAAGUGUACCAGCUUCAGCUUAAAAGCUUUCAGGGUCUCUUUGCCCUAUGGGGGUUCACUUGCUUGCUUGCUCUCAUUGUACAUUUCAUAACAUUGGCGUGCAAGUUCCCAGGUGUAGUUGGGCCUCGUGGUCAAAGUUCAAUAUAUGAACAUCUUCAGAAAUUUCUUAUGUAUGUUUGGGAAAAUGAAAAGAAAGACAAAGACCCCUCUAAGAGAGGUGAUGAAGGUGCAUCAACCUACAAGUGUGUUUGCAAUAGAGAGAUCAUAUAAUUUAUUAUCUUAAAAUAAAAGUUUGGGUAGAGAUGAUGAAGCCUAUAUAGACUUUCACUAGACUUCAAAUUCUCUUCCAAUGUCUACUUUUACACUUUUGAUUGGCUUUUCUUUAAAGUUUUCCUUGCUUGUAUAUGUAUUUGCUUUUGUAACCUUAUUUCACAUGGGAAUAAAUACAAAUUUUGGCUUGCACUAUACAAAUUUGGGUGAA
Quercus robur (English oak) is the source of this 3129-nucleotide messenger RNA. RefSeq names its product glutamate receptor 3.6-like. The record is from RefSeq and is a predicted model, not a curated record. The transcript is spliced from 8 exons. Gene Ontology annotation, cellular component: plasma membrane. The coding region runs from base 180 to 2918 and encodes 912 amino acids. NCBI's taxonomy places the organism in Eukaryota, Viridiplantae, Streptophyta, Magnoliopsida, Fagales, Fagaceae. Gene Ontology annotation, molecular function: glutamate-gated receptor activity.